Molecule: messenger RNA, 3611 nt
Organism: Labrus bergylta (ballan wrasse)
Lineage: Eukaryota; Metazoa; Chordata; Actinopteri; Labriformes; Labridae
Source: RefSeq, a predicted model, not a curated record
AUGUCAGCUGCAGCCCCUUCCAGUCCGCUGCAGCCCCUUCCAGUCCGCUGCAGCCUCUUCCAGUCCUCUGCAGCCCCUUCCAGACCUCUGCAGCCCCUUCCAGUCCGCUGCAGCCUCUUCCAGUCCUCUGCAGCCCCUUCCAGUCCUCUGCAGCCUCUUCCAGUCCGCUCAUCCCCUUCCAGUCCGCUGCAGCCCCUUCCAGUCUGCUGCAGCCUCUUCCAGUCCUCUGCAGCCCCUUCCAGACCUCUGCAGCCCCUUCCAGUCCGCUGCAGCCUCUUCCAGUCCUCUGCAGCCCCUUCCAGACCUCUGCAGCCCCUUCCAGUCCGCUGCAGCCUCUUCCAGUCCUCUGCAGCCCCUUCCAGUCCUCUGCAGCCCCUUCCAGUCAGCUGCAGCCCCUUCCAGUCCGCUGCAGCCUCUUCCAGUCCUCUGCAGCCCCUUCCAGUCCUCUGCAGCCCCUUCCAGUCAGCUGCAGCCCCUUCCAGUCCUCUGCAGCCCCUUCCAGUCCGCUGCAGCCCCUUCCAGUCCUCUGCAGCCCCUUCCAGUCAGCUGCAGCCCCUUCCAGUCCGCGCAUCCCCUUCCAGUCUGCUGCAGCCUCUUCUAGUCCGCUCAUCCCCAUCCAGUCCGCUGCAGCCUCUUCCAGUCAGCUGCAGCCUCUUCCAUCCGCUCAUCCCUUCCAGUCUGCUGCAGCCUCUUCUAGUCCGCUCAUCCCAUCCAGUCCGCUGCAGCCUCUUCCAGUCAGCUGCAGCCUCUUCCAGUCUGCUGCAGCCUCUUCCAGUCCGCUGCAGCCCCUUCCAGUCCUCUGCAGCCUCUUCCAGUCCGCUGCAGCCUCUUCCAGUCCGCUCAUCCCCUUCCAGUCCGCUCAUCCCCUUCCAGUCUGCUGCAGCCUCUUCCAGUCCGCUGCAGCCUCUUCCAGUCCGCUCAUCCCCUUCCAGUCCGCUCAUCCCCUUCCAGUCAGCUGCAGCCCCUUCCAGUCCGCGCAUCCCCUUCCAGUCUGCUGCAGCCUCUUCUAGUCCGCUCAUCCCCAUCCAGUCCGCUGCAGCCUCUUCCAGUCAGCUGCAGCCUCUUCCAGUCAGCUGCAGCCUCUUCCAGUCUGCUGCAGCCUCUUCCAGUCCGCUGCAGCCCCUUCCAGUCCUCUGCAGCCCCUUCCAGUCCGCUCAUCCCCUUCCAGUCCGCUCAUCCCCUUCCAGUCUGCUGCAGCCUCUUCUAGUCCGCUCAUCCCCAUCCAGUCCGCUGCAGCCUCUUCCAGUCAGCUGCAGCCUCUUCCAGUCUGCUGCAGCCUCUUCCAGUCCGCUGCAGCCCCUUCCAGUCCUCUGCAGCCUCUUCCAGUCCGCUGCAGCCUCUUCCAGUCCGCUCAUCCCCUUCCAGUCCGCUCAUCCCCUUCCAGUCUGCUGCAGCCUCUUCCAGUCUGCUGCAGCCUCUUCCAGUCCGCUGCAGCCUCUUCUAGUCUGCUCAUCCCCUUCCAUUGAACACAAAACAUUGGAACGCACCAAACGAGUCGAAGCUGCGACGGUGAAGUCUCCUCAGAGAGUUCCUGAGACUCAUGAAGACUACAGGAGGAUCAGAACCUCAGGGGAAAAGAUCCCGACGACGUCUCAAACAGAAGACACCAGUCUGAAGAUGGACGCUCUUCUUCUUCUGCUCUUCACCGUCGCUGCUUCAGGACUGUGUGCAGAGUCACCACAAGUGAAACGACGGUACUUUUUUAAUUAUGACCACAAGACCCGAGAUGAAGCCCGGGCCUUCUGCAGAGACAAACACACAGACCUGGCCACCAUAACCAGCAUGGAGGACGUGGACACCCUGAGGGGCAUGGCCGAUCUAAGCCAAAUGUGGCAGAUUGUCGACGGCAAUCGAGCCUGGAUUGGUCUGUACGACGACGUGGACAGCUGGAGCUGGUCACUGUCAGACCCGAGUUUCUACGACGAUGGAGAGGCCGAGUUCAGACAGUGGGCAGGAGGAAUGCCUGACAACAUAGGAAGUAGAGAACACUGCACAACCAUGUAUUUUGACGGAUUAUGGAACGAUGUGCAUUGCAUGGAUAACCUUAAGUCAGUCUGCUGCGACGCCACAGGGCCAAAUGUGACCUUUGUCCUCAUCUCCACCGACAUGUCAUGGACUGAGGCCCAGAGCUACUGCAGAGAACACCACACAGACCUGGCCAGUGUGAGAAACCUGGACGAGAACCAGAAGAUAAAGGAGCUGAUCCCUUUUCUACAGGCAGUCUGGAUCGGCCUCUCCAGAGAGACCUGGAAGUGGUUGGAUGGCAGUAACUCCUCGUUUAGGUACUGGAACCUGGGCUUCUCAGAUCCUAAUAACCUCUUUUCAAAGGAGGCUUGUGUGUCCGCAGACUUUGGCAACUUUGGGAAAUGGGAGGACUGGCCCUGUGGCUAUAAGAGAUCAUACAUCUGCUACACUGCAGGGAUCACUCAACAGGUGAUCAGAGUGAGUGUGCAGAAGAAGAAGAACCCCUCUGUGGAUCUGAACCACUCUGCUGUGAUGGAACACAUCCUGCAGCAGCUCCGACAGAAGCUGAGGGACGAGGGGCUGCAUGAAAACAUCCGACUGAGCUGGAGGAGGCAGCCGGGUGGAAACGUCUUCCAGAAGGAGGAGAGCGAGGAGAAGAAGGAAACGCCCGAAUGUUGAAAAGACUUUGUUUGUUUUUCUCUUUUUGUGAAGUGAGAUAGAGCGUUGAUAAGAUCCAGCUGUUUGUUGAUUAUUUAGUCCUUUUAACCAUUUUCAAUAUAAAAAUCAGUUUCUGUAUUUAUUUAAAGCUUUGAUUUGUCACUGCGCUGAUAUAAACUUACUUCCAGUCGGUCGAGGAAAGCGUAGCACACAUUUUUCACUUAACAGUUACAACAUGUUUAAAGCUCCAUCUCGGUCCUCAUGUUGACCUUUGACCUCAUGUUCACCUCUCAUGUCAUCAGUCUCUGAAACCUUCAGAGCAGCUUUAAAUUAUCUGAUUGGUCUUAAAUACCGGAGUCAGUAAAAACCCUCAGCUUGGACCUCCAGCAUUGUGGAGUGCAAUGGAACACAUCUUACAUCAGGUCAGUCAUGUUUGACCUUUUAGAGAUUUCAUGCAGAAAUAACCAAAUGACUCUCAGAAGAAAAUGUAAAUGUAAAAUCAAAUUGAAAUGUACCUCGUUGAGGAUAAAUUCAAAUGACAGCAGCACAGGAAACAGUGUGAAGAGAAGGUGAGAAAUGAUUUAAUAUUCUUUGAUUCUUUAACAACGACACAACUGGACAGUUUAGGAAGCAGAUAAAAGACUGCAGAGCUGUUUAAUGGACAGUUAGGAAGUUGCCUUCAGAGACACUUCAGACUUUGUUUUGUCUUUUAUUGACUUUAAUCAACUUGAUUUCAAAUGUUCUGUUUUGGUUGUUUGAAUUGUUACAUCUUUCAUUUAUACAACACUUAGUAAUGAAUUAAGACUGAAUAUAUAAAUAUAAAAGCAUUAUUAUAUUGAGCCUUUAUUAUUACUGUAAAUAUGAAACUGAUCACUAACCUCUCUGUGUGAAGUAAAAGAAGAAGCCCAACCUGCUAAAACACAAAUAAAAAACACUCUUUAGAAAAGAAAGCUUUUCCAUUCUUUGCCUUUACUUAUAGAGGAGCAUGU